AGAAUGAUCAUGUAUUUCAUUAACAUUCCACAAGUCAGAAUUGCCUUCAAUUAUCAUCACAAAUUCUCCAAAUUAAUUAGGCCAUUUUUUGCCAUUUCCACCUCCAAAACAUGCACUUGUCUUGGCUAAUCCGAUAUCAGUUAUUAGCACUAAUCUUCAUUUUCAUCACCCUCACCCAAGUUACCUCCUUAUAUUUCAACUUCCCUACCUUCAAACCAGAGGAUGAAACUUCCCAUUUACUCCUGAGCAAGAACUCAAAAAUCUACCUAGAUGCCAUCCAAAUAACCCCUGAUAUUCGCGGCGCGAUCGUGGAUUAUUCCGGACGCGCUUUCUACAAAAAGCCAUUCAGACUUUGGAGCAAGAACAACAACAACAAAGUAGCUGCCUUCAACACCACUUUUGUUCUCAACAUAACCCCCCAAACCUCCCCUGGUGGAGAAGGCAUAGCCUUCAUCUUAACCGCGGAUCGCACUCUACCGCAAAACAGUGAAGGACAAUGGCUUGGUAUUGUGAAUUCCACAACCAAUGGAACUUCACAAUCUGCAAUUCUCGCGGUGGAGUUUGACACCAGAAAAAGUUCCACAGAUGAUGGCCCUGACAACCAUGUUGGGAUCAACAUAAACAGCAUACAUUCCAUCAUACAGGUUCCACUCAUAAACACUAGGGUCAAUAUUUCAUCUGGUAUAAAUGUAACUAUCAGAAUUCAGUAUGAAAAUGAUGUAAUAACCGUUUUUGGUUCCAUGACUGGAGCUUCAAACGGUUCCAUGGAGACCCUCUUGGUAUCUCCACCUCUUAAUCUAUCUUCCUAUCUUCAAGAAGAGGUUUACUUGGGUUUCUCUGCUUCAACAAGUAAUUACACACAGUUGAACUGUGUAAGAGCAUGGGAAUUCAACGGUGUAGAUAUUGCAGACGGUGAUAAAAACCUGGUUUGGGUUUGGAUCACAGUACCAAUUAUUACAGUGAUUGUCAUAGGUGGAUUGAUCUUGUUCUUGGUUUUUCGCCAAAGGAAACGCCGCGCGGAGAAUCCAGAAGAUGCAUAUCCAAGAAUAGAGGAUCAAAUUCAACAUUCCUCAUUUUCUCCAAAGAAGUUUCAGCUGAAGGAGAUGAAAAAAGCAACAGGUGGAUUCAGCCCUCAAAAUAAACUUGGGGAAGGUGGAUUUGGAACUGUCUACAAGGGGGUAUUAGGAAACAAUAUGGAGGUAGCAGUGAAGAGAGUGUCCGAAAACUCGCGGCAAGGGAAGCAAGAAUUCAUAGCAGAAGUGACAACAAUUGGAAGACUUCACCACAGAAACUUGGUGAAACUCAUUGGCUGGUGCUACGAGAGCAAAGAGCUUCUACUAGUCUAUGAGUUCAUGCCUAAUGGGAGCUUGGACAAGUACCUAUUUGGCGAUCAAAAACUCGGUAAUAACAGCAUCGGAUGGGGACUUUCUUCAACACUGAAUUGGGAAACUCGACAUGGUGUGAUUCAUGGUGUGGCACAAGCACUGGACUAUCUCCACAACGGUUGCGAAAAGCGGGUGCUUCAUAGAGAUAUCAAGGCAAGCAACAUCAUGUUGGACACCGAUUACAACGCGAAAUUGGGGGAUUUUGGACUAGCGCGUACAAUUCAAAAGAGAAAUGAGACUCACCACUCCACCAAGGAAAUUGCGGGGACACCGGGUUACAUGGCGCCGGAGACUUUUCUCACGGGGAGGGCGACCGUAGAGACCGAUGUUUACGCGUUUGGGGUUCUUGUGUUGGAGGUAGUUUGUGGAAAGAGGCCAGGGAGUAUGUUUGCACAAGAUGACUAUAAAAACAGCAUUGUGUAUUGGGUUUGGGAGCUUUAUGGAAAGGGGAGAAUAGUUAGUGCUGUUGAUUCAAGGGUAAGUAAGGAGGAGGAGGAGGUGAUCAAGGAGGAGGAAGUGGAGGAUUUGCUUGUUCUUGGGCUGGCUUGUUGUCAUCCGAACCCACACCGGCGGCCGUCGAUGAGAACUGUUCUGCAGGUUCUUAACGGGGAAGCGCCGCCGCCGGAGGUGCCGCAGGAUAGACCUGCUUUUAUGUGGCCCGCUAUGCCUCCAUCUUUCAAAGAAAAUGAAGAUAGCUCCCUCAUACAAGGAUCACUUACAGCAUUCACUGAUAUCUCUGGGAGAUAAUUAAAGUUACUUAGGUUCAUGACCAGAACUGGUUUUAGUUGGAAUAUAUAGUUCUUGUAUUUGCUGAUAAGUUUUUAUACAUCAGUGUGUAGUUCAGCUUUGAUAUAUAUUUGCAAACAAUUUUUCUUUUGUGUAAAUUUUAGAUCGUCAUCAUCAUCAUUGGAUCCUUGUACAUAUAGAAUUAUAGAUCCUAUUGAUUUGAAAUUGAUCUCUACACUCCACCCAUGUAUCUGAGAAAUUAAAUGAAUUUGUUCUUGGACAUUUCUAUA
Messenger RNA from Lotus japonicus, 2401 nucleotides. RefSeq names its product probable L-type lectin-domain containing receptor kinase S.5. Lineage: Eukaryota; Viridiplantae; Streptophyta; Magnoliopsida; Fabales; Fabaceae. Gene Ontology annotation, cellular component: plasma membrane. Bases 111 to 2132 code for a protein of 673 amino acids. The transcript has a single exon. Gene Ontology annotation, molecular function: ATP binding; protein kinase activity; carbohydrate binding. The record is from RefSeq and is a predicted model, not a curated record. Gene Ontology annotation, biological process: protein phosphorylation.